ACUCAAUCGCUCACGUUUGGAGGUCAGUCAACGCGACUUACAAGGGACCGAUUUACAGGGGUCGUACAUAGAUUCUGCUUGUCUCCGUCACCUCUCCAAUGGCAUUGUACUCACCCUCCAGAAGAUGGGCACGAGAUCUCCUGCAGCUAGUCAGCUCAAGAUGUUACAAAGUCCAAGAUAAAUCGACUGUGCUGAAAUGUCGUGAAUUGAUUCCCACGUCUCGGAGCUGUCAAGAUCAAGGCCGAUCGUUUUGCCAGAAUGUAAAUGCUGGUCGACCAGGACCAGUAGGUCGAACACAUCGUCCUUCCAAUUUGGACAAAAGGAUUCUAGUUCUCCAGAAGGUCUAUCCCUCAGUGGAGGCAGUGCCUAAAGAAGUGUCACAUUCUCAGAUUCUGAAAUCCAGAGACUGGUUCCGAAUUCGUGUGAACUUGGGAAUGGGAGCUGCGACAAUCAUGGCAUGUUUUCUAAUGAUCUAUGUUGGCAAGAAGGAGGCUAAGGAAGGCAAGAGUAUAUCUAGACAGUCCUUGGAGUGGCAGAAGAAGCUGAGAGAAGAAGGAGAUGACAAGAAAACAUAAACAUACUCCACAAAUUAUUGUCUCAUUAUCUCCUGACAGGAUAAUGAACAAGGUUCAGUUAAGAACAAAACAAAUUGAGAAUAGGUGUGUUGAAUUCUAGGUCUAAAGUUACAGAUCUGUUAUAUAUUACCAUGGUAAGAUGAACGGAAAUGAAAUAUACAUGUAUCUCCGUGAGUCAUUUUUGGCUAUCAUGAUAUUUUGUAAGUGUUCAAAGCUGCCUGUUCUAGGUGUUGUGUUGACCCAAAAAUGACAAUCAUGGAUGGUGUUCCAUGAUCAGUGUGACCAAAGCUGAUUUUACCACAAUAUACAACAAUAGAUAUUUAUAACAAUAAUAAAAAGGUUUAUAUUUUGCAGCUCUUCUUGUUAGUGAUGGUAAUGAGAUCAUAUGAUGGUCAUAUACUUCUCAAAACAAGUUAUACCCAUGCUUGUAGGAGGUGAUUUACGGGAUCGGCUGGUCAGGCUCCCUGACCCGUCACCGUAUCCCAACCAAGUAGAUCAAUACUCAUGAUGUUGAUCACUUGAUUGUCUGGUCCAGACUCGGUUAUUUACAAGAUUGCUAACAAAAUCAAACUAAGUUGAAGAACACCAACAGGUGAAGGUUGGGCAUUACUAACUAGAAUUCUUUGGAAAACACUGGAUGUUCUUUGACUUCUUUUGAGGAGUAUAUUUUAUAGCAAACAGUUCCAUCUGGAUUUGCAAAACUCUGUGAAUAAUGGGUGUUAAAGGCACACAUGUAUAAAGUUUGUCAAUCAUUCUGUCUGUGUUUGAAUCAUGCAUGACAAAACGUCCUGCAGUGACGUCAUACCUUCACUUCAUGCAUGAUUCAAACUGAAACAUACAGAUCUGCACAGUAAAGUUGACGUUGUACAAUAGUUGGCUUUGGUCAUGUUUUUGUUGAGAAAUAGAAAACUUGUGUAUUUUUCUUAUUAAUGAGUUAUAAAAAACAACCAAUACUUGAGUGGGUUAGAAGAAAGUGUUUAUCAAAACAUACAAGUUAAAUGCUACAACUGUAUUAAACCAGUCAUGUUGCUAAACAGUCUUCUUCCCAUAGUUUCUUGUGGCUGCCCACGUACCUCUGCCACAUCACCACAGCUUACUCAGUCCAUUCAAGAUAUUGUUUUUCAUGUUUUAUUUUCAUUCAGAAAAUAUCCUAAAACCUCAUUAUUUCAAAAUCCGUACUUUCGUUUACAAACUUCUGGUCACAUGAGAAGCUUGCCCAACUGGUGUGACCACUGAAGCAUAUACCUUUCUCCCAGUUGGUUUGGUUGGUGGGUUUUGCUUAAUGCCGUGCUCAGCAGUAUUCCAGCUAUAUGGCGGUCUCUUUCUCGAGAAUAUGGCAAGCAGAGCUGAGUAAGCUUGAGGUUUGGUACUUUCUUUGUAAGGACUGCAUCAGAACAGCCCUUUAAGAUUCUGUUCCAUUGUUUCUCAUCACUGUGAAAGUUAUAGUUGAUGUUCACAGCCAUUUCAGUGUCUUACCCAUCUGAAAGCUAUUUUCCGUCUUUGACUAUGGCACAAAUGUAGGUCAAGUAUCAUGUAUGUGUAAUCUCUAUCUCAUUGAAAUCAGAUCAGCUCUGUACUGAAGACUGAUCUAAUCUCAAUAUUAUAUGAAUGUAUUGUCACCUUCCUUCACACUGACUGUUUUGUUGUCAGUAUAAUGUUGUGAGCACAAUGAUGCAAUAAGAGAGAAUAAAAACAUUGUAAGUU
Haliotis rubra (blacklip abalone) is the source of this 2279-nucleotide messenger RNA. RefSeq names its product UPF0389 protein GA21628-like. The transcript is spliced from 3 exons. NCBI's taxonomy places the organism in Eukaryota, Metazoa, Mollusca, Gastropoda, Lepetellida, Haliotidae. The record is from RefSeq and is a predicted model, not a curated record. Bases 99 to 575 code for a protein of 158 amino acids.